UAAAAAACAUUAGGACUGCUGGGAAGAAGAGAUUUAUGACACCAGGCAAACAGUGCAAUGGCUGGAGGUUCUUACUUCAUUUGGAUUCCCUUCCUCCUGUGUUGUGUCUUUGAAGCUUCUGACAACAGACAUGUCCACCAGAAUGUGAAUCUUGUAACUGGUCGUACAGGACAUUCAGAGUUGGACCAAAUCAUUUCAAAGCUUCCAAUAACCCUACCAGAAGGAAUUGAUCCCAAGAAUAUAAAUAUAACGUCAAUUGUGGUCAAAACCUGUACUGGUAUGAAGGAGCAGCUGGCACGGCUUGACAGCCAGCUUCGGCAGAUAACUCACCGCAACAGCCUACUAGAUAAUGAAGCCUUUGGAUUGAGGAGUGAAGUCAGACUGCUGAAACUGCAGCUGGCCGCAUGCAGUUCAACAGCAUCAACUAUUACUGACUCUUAUCAGAUCCAGUUACAAAACAAAAUGAAACAGCUUCUGGAGACGGACAGUGGCAUGUUUCUGAUUCUGAAAACCCUUGCACUCACCAGGGAGGUGAAUUCACUGGAGGGGAAGAUCAAACAUGCUGCAAAUUCUACUGAAACUACUCCUGAAUUUGGAGUGUUGCAGAGACAGCUGCAAGAGAAAACCACUGAACUGAAUGAAAAGAUACAGCAGAUUGAAAGAAGCCACACAAACUCUUCACUGAUUCUUCAAGUCAUUUCACUACAAACUCAGAUCUGGGAUUUGGAACAGGCAAAAUCAAGAAGAGGAGAAGCUGGUCUUCAACCCGACAGGAGAAUUAUUGCACUACAAGACCAACUGGACAGGAAGAUCAGUGAGUUGCGAGGCAACAGAGAUGCAGGCUCAACCAUGCUGGAGCUGGUUUCUGUGCACAGUAAGAUCUCAGUGAUACAGAGGCUCAUCAGUGUCCACAUUGAGGAAUCCAGAACUAAUACUAUUGAUUACCAGAGGCAAUGGAGGCAAAAAGCUGAGCUCCUUAAAAGGAAGAUUUCGCAGUUGAACCGUGAGGAGAGUAAUACAGAACUUACCAAGGAAAUUUUGAUGUUGCAGAUGGAGGUCGAGAAUUUAAGACAGUUAUUAUUAAACGCCAAAAAGACAAGUGAUUUCCAACUUAAAGAGCUAAGAGUUAUUUUGGAGAAGGAAAGAAAACAGCAAGAAAACAUACAGAAACAACUGGAGGAAACAGACUAUGCUCAGGCACAACUGAUCAUGAAUAUCGUCAGCAUAAUGAAAGAGUUGAGAGAGCGGGUUGAACAACCAGACCAGACAACAUCAACAAGUGACGCAACCACUCUCCAGACUCUGCUUCAAACCAAAGAAAGGGAAUAUACCAAAGCUCAGGCUGAAAUAAAGGAGCUGCAGAGGAAGCUGCGGUUAAAAAGUGAAGAAUGCUCUGGGCUUGAGGAAAGAUAUGAGCAGGUAAAGACUGAAUUUGAACAGAAGAUUGUACAACUGAACAGAACCGGAGACUCCAAAGCAGCACUCAUUUUGAACGUGAUAAACUUGCACGAUGACCUGAAGACUCUGCGGGAACUGAUCUCCACCUCAGACAACCCAGAGAGGAUCUCAGAGCUGCAGAGGCAACUGGAGGAGAAGCAAGAAGACCUGAACUCCAAGACUGCAGACAUAGAGAGACUGAUUCCAAACCCGAAAAUAAUUUUAACGAUCAUUGAGCUGCAAAAUGAAAUAUGGGACCUUCAGAAAAAGGCUGGCAAUGAGGCCACUAGUGGCCGUAUAAAAGCGUUGCAAAACAGAGUGGAUGGCCUUAUGACUGAAAUAGACGACACAGACGACAAUAACACAAAACUGGUCCUGAAAAUCAUAACCCUGCAGAGUCAGGUGGAGCAGCUGAAGAGACAGUUGUCUCAGGCCACUCAGGCUACCCUCCCAGAGCUCAGAAAUGAUCUUGAGACGACGAGGAAAGAGCUGCAGAAAUAUGUCAGCGAGCUGAAUGAGAAGAAUCAGACAAAUGCCAGACUGAUUCUUACAGUCACUGAUCUGCACAAACAACUCAGAGACCUAGAAAGAGAAAAACAAAGUGAGGGCCAAGCAGCUUCUGCUACAAUUACCAAGCUGAGAGAGCAGCUGAAGGAAAAAGUGGAGGAGCACUCUCGUGAUCAGGCUGAGAUCAAGGCUCUGCUGAAUCAACUGAACCAGACAGAGGCACAGUGUUCCAGUUUUGAGCAUAAACUUAAAGAGGUAAAGACUGAAUUUGAACAGAAGAUUGUACAACUGAACAGAACCGGAGACUCCAAAGCAGCACUCAUUUUGAACGUGAUAAACUUGCACGAUGACCUGAAGACUCUGCGGGAACUGAUCUCCACCUCAGACAACCCAGAGAGGAUCUCAGAGCUGCAGAGGCAACUGGAGGAGAAGCAAGAAGACCUGAACUCCAAGACUGCAGACAUAGAGAGACUGAUUCCAAACCCCAAAAUAAUUUUAACGAUCAUUGAGCUGCAAAAUGAAAUAUGGGACCUUCAGAAAAAGGCUGGCAAUGAGGCCACUAGUGGCCGUAUAAAAGCAUUGCAAAACAGAGUGGAUGGCCUUAUGACUGAAAUAGACGACACAGACGACAAUAACACAAAACUGGUCCUGAAAAUCAUAACCCUGCAGAGUCAGGUGGAGCAGCUGAAGAGACAGUUGUCUCAGGCCACUCAGGCUACCCUCCCAGAGCUCAGAAGUGAUCUUGAGACGACGAGGAAAGAGCUGCAGAAAUAUGUCAGCGAGCUGAAUGAGAAGAAUCAGACAAAUGCCAGACUGAUUCUUACAGUCACUGAUCUGCACAAACAACUCAGAAACCUAGAAAACGAACGACGCAAUGAUAACACAACGUCUUCUUUAACAAUUACUUAUCUGAGGGAGCAACUAAAGGCAAAAAUGGUGGAGCACUCUCAUGAUCAAGCUGAGAUCAAGGCUCUUCAGGCUCUGCUGCAAACCAAAGAAAGGGAACAAGCCAUUGCUCAGACUGAAGUCAGAGAGCUGCAGAGAAAGCUGAGAUUAAAGAGUGAAGAAUGCUCUGGACUUGAAGAAAGAUAUGGAGAGGUAAAGACUGAAUUUGAACAGAAGAUUGCAGAGUUGAACAGAACCGCAGACUCCAAAGCGGCACUCAUUCUGAACGUGAUAAACCUGCACGAUGAGCUGAAUACUCUGAGGGAACUGAUCUCUACCACCGGCGACCCGGAGAGGAUCUCAGAGCUGCAGAGGCAACUGGAGGUGAAGCAAGAAGAUCUGAACACUAAGACUGCAGACAUAGAGAGACUGAUUCCAAACCCCAAAAUAAUUUUAACGAUCAUUGAGCUGCAAAAUGAAAUAUGGGACCUUCAGAAAAAGGCUGCCAAUGAGACCACAAGUGGCCGUAUAAAAGCGUUGCAAAACAGAGUGGAUGGCCUUAUGACUGAAAUAGACGACAGAGACGACAAUAACACAAAACUGGUCCUGAAAAUCAUAAACCUGCAGAGUCAGGCAGAGCAGCUGAAGAGACAGUUGUUAGACCUCCAGAAGUUAGGAACCACUCAGGCUACCCAGCUCAGAAGUGAUCUUGAGACGACGAGGAAAGAGCUGCAGAAAUAUGUCAACGAGCUGAAUGAGAAGAAUCAGACAAAUGCCAGACUGAUUCUUACAGUCACUGAUCUGCACAAACAACUCAGAAACAUAGAAAGAGAAAAGCAAAGUGAGGGCCAAGCAGCUUCUGCUACAAUUACCAAGCUGAGAGAGCAGCUGAAGGAAAAAGUGGAGGAGCACUCUCGUGAUCAGGCUGAGAUCAAGGCUCUGCUGAAUCAACUGAACCAGACAGAGGCACAGUGUUCCAAUUUUGAGCAUAAACUUAAAGAUCUGCAGAAUGACCUGGAUGCCAAAAUGAAGGAACUGCAGUCCAGAUCUGACACUGUUACUUCACUUGCUCUUCAAAUUUCUACUUUGACUCUGCAACUAGAGGAGCUAAAGAGACAACUACAGAACACUGACUCGGAAACCAAGAUCAAAGAACUUCAAAAAAUAAUAGAUGAGAAAACCAAUGAGCUGGACAAGAAAACAGAGGAGCUAAAAGCAAGAAGUGCUCAACCACAAAGACUUCUACAGAUUAUUACAAUACAAACAGAGAUUGAGAAACUGGCAAAUGUGGCAACAACUGAUGCAGAUUACAUAAAAAUUAAAACACUAACAGACCACCAGAAUUAUCUGAUUGACGGAAUUCAAGAUGAAAACAAUGAAAAUACCAAACUGAUGUUUAAAAUCUUGGCUCAACAAGAGGAAAUAGUAAGACUGAAGAAGCAAAAAGAGGCUCAGGCACAAGCUGAAUUGGAGAGAAUAAAAGAUCUGGAGAAUGAACUGGAGGACAUCAGAACUCAGAUAAAAGAUAAGACUCUGGUGCUGGACUCCAGUGAUAUGAGGAUUAGUAAUUUGUCGGCUCAGAUUAUGGAACUUCACAAAAAGAUUAAACCACUGGAAGAUGAGAUAUCAUACCUCAAAGAAGAAAAUGCUGAGAAUGUCGAAGAGCUUCAAAAGAGACUGGAUUUGUCAAAGAGGCAACUGCAAGACAGUGAACUUAGACUCAAGGAUGCCGAUGCAGUGAAUUUUAACUCGAUGAUGGAGAUUGCUGAUCUGAGGGCAAAACUGAAAGCGGCUCGUAAACUGGGGUCCAAAGUUGCUACACAAAAUAUUAACGAAUUGGAACAACAAACACAAACCCAACAAAGAGAGAACAAAAAACUUGAAAACACAAAUAAAGACUUAAAGCAAGAGAUCAAGGAACUGAAAAUGUGCUGCAAUGAUGCCAACACCCAGUGUGACGAUUUACAAAGACAACUGCAACAGAGCCAGGAGGAUGCAGAUCGCCUACAGCAGCAGCUGCAUGAGAAGGAUGCAAACCUCAAACAGCUGCAGCAGGAGUUAGACAAACAGACCACAGAGAAUAACAACCUGCAGUAUGAAUACAGCAGCCUGCAAGAUGAAAAGGACAAACUUGAGAAAGAUUUACAAGAACUUCAGGACAGAGUGGCUGAUGUGGAAGAUAAGACGAUCCAUGCCAAGAAGAUGACCUUUGAUCCAAACACAGCAAACCCAAGAAUAGCUCUGUCUGCAGAUAACAGUGAGAUGACCACUAGUAUGGAAAUACUAGAUGUCCCUGACCAUCCAGGCCGGUUUGAUGUGCUUCUCGCUGUCCUGGGCAAGACUGGCUUCUCAACGGGCAGACAAUACUGGGAGGUGUCUGUAGCUGGGAAGCGUUGUUACCAUAUUGGGAUGGCCAGUGAAUCUGCUCCAAGAAAGGGAACACCAUCAUUCAGUCCAGCAAAUGGUUACUGGACUAUAGUCCUGAACAAACAGGGCCAGUACCGAGCUAUUGACAGGAGACCGGCUGCAAUUCCAGUUCAGACGCAGCCUCUGACACUGGGCAUUCUGCUGGACUACAAAAAUGGACAGAUCUCUUUUUACGACGCUGGUGCCCGAUCUCAUAUGUACUCAUUUGCAGGUCAAAGGUUUACAGACAAAAUCUAUCCAUUUGUCAAUUUUUGUGUUGAGGAAGUUGGAAUUCAGACUCCAAUUGUGUUACUGACGCCCGGAUCAGUUGAUUGGAUAAAAUAGAGGACAGGCCAAGUUAUGUUUUUUUCCUAUGUGUCAAAUCUUAGCCAUGUAUCUCAUUUAUAGUCAUGUCAGUAGGAAAUAAACAAUCCCAAUGCCUGCAGAAUAGUUCUGUCAUUACUGCUGCUGAAUGUCUCAGACAAUAAAAAACAAAUAUACAACGCUG
This is a messenger RNA of Dicentrarchus labrax (European seabass), 5743 nucleotides long. RefSeq names its product myosin-2 heavy chain. Lineage: Eukaryota; Metazoa; Chordata; Actinopteri; Moronidae. Gene Ontology annotation, molecular function: protein binding. The record is from RefSeq and is a predicted model, not a curated record. Bases 58 to 5580 code for a protein of 1840 amino acids. The transcript is spliced from 65 exons.